This is a messenger RNA of Pichia kudriavzevii, 1149 nucleotides long. RefSeq lists its product as uncharacterized. Gene Ontology annotation, biological process: translational initiation. The record is from RefSeq and is a predicted model, not a curated record. Gene Ontology annotation, cellular component: eukaryotic translation initiation factor 2B complex. Bases 1 to 1149 code for a protein of 382 amino acids. Gene Ontology annotation, molecular function: guanyl-nucleotide exchange factor activity; translation initiation factor activity. The transcript has a single exon. NCBI's taxonomy places the organism in Eukaryota, Fungi, Ascomycota, Pichiomycetes, Pichiales, Pichiaceae.
AUGGCAUCUUCAGCAUCUUCUGCUUCGCAUGUCAAUAAUAAUACUGGUGGGGGUGCCAGUGUUGCUGUGGCCAAUGCAAUUGCUGCAGCCAAUAAACUGGAGGUUUUAAUUGAAUCCUUUGUAUCAAAGCUAAGAAGGAAACAAGUCAGUGGGUCAUACAACACGGCUAUUGCAACUUGCAAAUUCUUAAUGAGAGUAACUUCGAUCUCUAGAUGGGGUACGGCGGCUGAAUUUAUUACGCUAAUCCAUGGGAUUGGUAAAAGAAUAAAUGAUUCUCAACCACGUGAAUUUGCUGUUAGUAAUAUAGUUAGAAGGGUUUUGGCAAUUGUACGCGAUGAGGUCAAUGUCAAGGAAGACGGAAAUCCUUCUGCCCCAGUGAACACCUCUAUGUUCCAGCUUCUAGUUACCAAUAAGAAUGAUAAGGAUGUCGAAAAAAACGGUGGUGGAAAAGUCAAUGAAAAAUCAGACUUAAGAUCAGUCAUAAUUCAAGGUAUACGAGAUUUAAUGGACGAAAUCCAAGCUGUUCAUGAGAAUAUUGCAGAAAUGACACUUGAUCUAAUUCAUGAUAACGAAAUUCUACUGACACCAACACCGGGUUCGUCGACGGUUUUAAAUUUUCUUUUGAAGGCAAGCACAAAGAGAAAGUUCACAGUUCUUGUUGCCGAAGCAUACCCUAAUGAUAUCGAAGUGUGUCAUGGAUUUGCCAAGAAGUUGGCGCAAGCAGGUAUCGAGACUGUUAUAAUUCCUGACUCAACAGUUUUCGCAGUCAUGUCAAGAGUCGGCAAAGUUUUAGUUGGUACUAGAAAUGUCUUUGUUAAUGGAGGUUGCGUUACUGCAGCCGGUGUUGCAACAGUUUGUGAGUGUGCAAAGGAGCACAGGACGCCUGUCUUUGCUGUUGCUGGGUUAUACAAGUUUUCACCAUGUUAUCCAUUUGAUAGAAAUUCGUUGAUUGAGGUUGGUAAUUCAGGUAAAGUUUUAUCAUACGAUGACAGCGACUUAGUUGGUAAAUGCGAAGUUACAAACCCAUUAUACGAUUAUGUUAUUCCUGAUAACAUUGAUAUCUAUAUUACAAAUAUCGGUGGGUUUUCGCCAAACUUCAUUUAUCGUAUUAUAUUGGACAACUACAGUCAGGAAGAUACAGAGCUAUAA